GCCGGUGCAGCAGAAGCCGCAGCAGCAGCCUGGCGUUACUGCUGCAGGCAGGGGCUUUGCUGGGAGCGGGAUCGACACGCCACAAGGCUGCGCGGACAGUCCCAACUUGAGGCGAUCCAGAGAUCCCUCUCUGCCUGCCAAGGCCAUGAAGCCAGGCUCCCCCUGAAGCUGCUGGUGCCAGGGCCACCUUUCCCUCCUCCUCCUGCUGCUGUUCAAGGCGUGUCUUGUUGUCCUUCCAGGUGAUGCUGCAGCAAUGGAAACUUCUGAAGUAAUUGUAAGCAGCUGCAGUUCUCAUGAUGAUGAAAACCUUUACAGUUAUAAGCAGCGUCCAUCAAUAUGUCAGGGAUUGCUCCUAGAAGAUCAGCUGAGAAGGAAACUGAAAUUUUUCUUCAUGAACCCCUGUGAAAAAUUCUGGGCUCGAGGGAGGAAACCUUGGAAGCUUGGCAUUCAACUUCUGAAAAUCGCAAUGGUUACUAUCCAGCUAGUAGUUUUUGGAUUAAGUAACCAGAUGGUGGUUGCAUUUAAAGAAGAAAACACCAUGGCUUUUAAACAUCUCUUCCUGAAAGGCUAUACAGACAAAUUGGAUGACACCUAUGCAGUGUAUACACAAACUGAUGUCUAUGACCAAAUCUCCUUUGCAGUAAACCAGUAUCGCCAGCUGAAGAAUAUAUCUCUUGGUACACUUGGUUAUGAACAAGAUGAAGAUGACUUGACAGGCUUACAGAUAUGCAAACAGCAAUACAGGAAAGGCACAAUGCUUCCAUCCAAUGAUACCCUGCACAUAGACAGCACUAUUGAAACAGAAUGCAUCCACCUAGACCCUAAGGAACUGGCUGCUAAAGAAACAAGUGACUUGAAAAACUCACCGUUUUUCCGCCUUGAGUUUUAUAGGCUCAUACAGGUUGACAUCUCUUUUAAACUAAAAGGCAUUGACCUGCAAACCAUUCACGACCGUGAACUGCCUGACUGUUAUGAAUUUGAGAAUACUAUUACUUUUAACAAUAGAGCCCAUAGUGGUAAAAUGAAAAUAUUUUUUGAUACUGAUGCUGACAUUGAAGAAUGUAAAGACUGGAAUAUCUCUGGCUCAAUUCAAAAAAAUACACAAUACACCUUGGUUUUUGAUGGGUUCGUCAUUGUGAGCUGCAUCGCUUCCCUUAUUCUUUGUACACGGUCUAUUAUACUUGCUCUAAAACUACAAAAGAGAUUUGUGAAUUUCUUCUUGGAGAAAUAUAAACGCCAUGUAUGCAGCGCAGAUCGCCUAGAAUUCAUAAAUGGAUGGUAUGUCCUGGUGAUUAUUAGUGAUAUGAUGACUAUCAUUGGCUCUAUAAUGAAAAUGGAAAUAAAAGCCAAGAAUCUUACAAGCUAUGAUGUUUGCAGUAUUUUGCUUGGUACAUCUACUCUACUUGUUUGGGUUGGAGUCAUUCGGUACUUGGGUUACUUCCAGACUUACAAUGUGCUGAUAUUAACAAUGCAAGCCUCCUUGCCCAAAGUUCUUAGGUUCUGUUGUUGUGCUGGAAUGAUAUAUCUUGGCUAUACUUUCUGUGGCUGGAUUGUUCUAGGACCAUAUCAUGAAAAGUUUGAAGAUCUUAACACAGUAGCGGAGUGUCUGUUUUCUCUCGUCAAUGGUGAUGACAUGUUUGCGACAUUUGCUCAAAUCCAGCAGAAAAGUACUUUAGUUUGGCUCUUCAGUCGACUCUACCUGUACUCCUUCAUUAGCCUCUUCAUAUAUAUGAUCCUUAGCCUUUUUAUCGCUCUUAUUACAGAUGCUUACGACACCAUUAAGAAAUACCAACAAAUUGGUGCUCCAUCUACAGAUCUUCAUGAAUUUCUAAAACAAUGCAGCAGUGAAGAAUACAGCACAAGACCACAGACAUCUAUGAGCUUCUGUUGCUGUAGGAGACAGAAAAGUGAUGACGACAUGAUACUUAUUAACUGAAGACAGGUGGUGCUGGCUUACAUUAUUGCAAAAAAAUGGUCAAGAAAAAAAAACAGUUGGGCAAAGCUACUCUUGAAAGCGGACCCUCUUGAAUUGCAGUGGAGCAUGGCAUGUGCACAUGUCUUUUCUACGAACUAGUGACCUUAACUUAUGUCGAGGAAAGAGAAGCAGCAAUGCCUUCCUGCCAUCCACAGCGGGAGGCUCACAAACUACAUUGAGCAGGCCUUGAAUGAACAGCUGAUGACCUUGUUGCAAGACCUGAUCUCAAGAGGCACUUUAAAUGAAUGUCAAAGUGUUAAGUAUCUCUUGGUCACUACUCAGUUGUAACCUGCUCUCUAGAUAUUUUUAUAUUAAAAUAUUUAAAUAAAAAAAUGAAACGAAAUGCACUUCUUAAACACAAAAUAAUGCAAUUGGUGGUAACUGUAGCUUUUUGUUUUAAGUUUGCAUUUGGUUUCAAGGUAUUCCCUUCAAACAUGACUUAUUUGUUAAAUGUAUGCAAAUCUAGCACUAUACAUAACUUUUGCUUUUCUUCUUUUUCUUAUAGUCUACUUUUUGGUUUACUAAGGUGACUUAAAGCUGUCCAGAUAUUUAAGAUUCACUUGGUUGUAUAUGCAUGUUUUUCUAAAAACAAACUAGAUUUCAACGGGCUUGGGAGGUUUUUCUUUGUGUGACUUGAACACAGGUUUGCUCUUGUUAUCCCCUUAAUCCCAGUGAAGGCUGAAGUCCUAUGCAUACCUUAUAAUUCCAUGGCACUUAGACUGUAGAUGGGCUUUACUCUUCAAUAAUCAUGAAUAGGACUGGCAAAUGUCACAAUAUCAACUGCAACAUAUUCUGGUAAAUUCACAUGAUUUUAUCUUGGGAAGGACAGAGUAUCUGACUUGCUCUUUGCAAUAUGGCAAUGUAGUACACAUUUCGUUCAUUUUAAAUAAAUAAAUAACAGUCCCACUAUAUGGAACAACCUAACCAUCCACAGUUGUGGCAGUUGGUAGUUUCUCUGACAGUAGGAUUGUGAAUCUACGCUAGGUUUUAGUCUAAAUUUUAAAGGAGCUAUCCAAGGUGCUAGACCUGUUUUGUAGAAAUGUAGAAAUGCUGUGGUUGGCUUGCAUAAAGUUGAAGACACAAACUUGAAGUGGAUUCUCAACCAUCCGACAGACAUGGAAGCCACUAACCACUGCUGAGCCAUGCUGUAUAUCACUUCUUGAAAAAUAACAAUAAUGUGGGAAUAGUUCAUCUCAUUUUUGAGCCAAUUUGAACCCUUCUAGGCUGCAUCUGCAUGGCAGAAAUAAUGCAGUUUGACAUCACUUUAACUGCCAUGGCUCAAUGCUAUGGAAUUUGAGAUUUGUAGUUUGAUGUCGGCACCAAAGUUCUCUAACAGAGAAGACUGAAUAUCUCUCAGAACUACAAAUCCCAGAAUUCCAUAGCAUUGAGCCAUGGCAGUUAAAGUGGUAUCACUUCUUGGUUUCUAUACUGCAGAUAAGGCCCUAGUCACUUAUGCCUGGAGGACAGUUCAACAUGUCUAGGAGAGAAAACUUGCCUGCAAAUCCCAAGUCAUUGGUGUGCAGUGGGGCAAAACUCCCUCAGAAACUGUUGGAACAAGUCAGUCCUGGGCAGUAGCUGUCUCCCAUGCUUUGAUUCCUUCCCUUUGUGUUAUAGACAUUCUACAUCAUCAGGGAGGAGGGAUUGGGAUGUUGAAAGCUUUGUAUCUGGGAAGAGGCUCAGUGAAUGGAAGAAAAAGAAAUCAGGAGGAUUGUUUUCUAGCUGGGCUUUUCAGGCAGGUCUCAUGAACUUGUACUGUUCCUUUCCCCAAGCUCAGUGAGAUCUCUUGUGAUAUACCUACUGCCUGCCUCCCCUAGCCAAGGAAUUCUAGGCACCGCAGCCUUGUAAAGCAGCCAGAGCCCUCUGCCAGAAAUUCUUAGUGUAUUCAAAAACCACAAUGCAUAGUUCUUCCAGUAACCAUUAAUUCUUUUAUUCUGCUUUAGAUUUUGGAAUGUAUAUCUGUCGCUUAUCUGUAGCUUGUCUUCUAGUCUGACAUUUACUGUCCAAUAAAGGAGGAGAUGGGAAAGUGUCCGUUUUCUGUGUUUGGGUGGUGAUUUGGUUUGGUACCUUAUAAAUGUUUAUCCUGUCCUCUAGUGUAAAUAUUUCGUAGAGCGUGUUACAGGAUAGUGCCUGUUCACAGACUGUUGAAAACUUAGUCCAUGCUAUUCUGUAUCAUGAAAUUGGUGUGUGGGGGUGUGAGGAAGGAAAAGCAAGUGGGAUUUUAGGUAGCAAAUAUAGUAUUUCUCCCUGAUAGUCUUUUUAAAAAACUUACUGUCAACAUUAAAAUGCCCUUUAGAAGCUAGAAGGACUUUAGUAUGCUGUUCCUAAUGUAGGAAGGAGGUACUAUCAUUUCUGUCACUGAAGAGGUUUUCUCCCUGUUGGCAUCCAGUUACUGAAAUGAGUUGUAAUUCAGCUAUGAAUCAUUUUAAAAGGCCAUAGGAGUGUAAGUUGUUAAUUCUAAUUGAUGUGGUGGAAAUGACUGAGCACUCAGAAAAAAGAGAGCAUUAGCUGUAAUGGGGCAUAAUAGACAAUGAAUCUUCCAAAGUGAGAAGGUGAAAUAGCUCUGCACACCACAGACAAUUUCCCCUGAAGUAACUGGAUUCACUAGUUCAUUUCAACAAUGCAAAUGGCAAGCAAGUGGUUUGAAAACUGGAGAGAGAAAAAACCACCUAGGUGGG
This is a messenger RNA of Sceloporus undulatus (fence lizard), 4650 nucleotides long. Its product is annotated as mucolipin-2-like. Gene Ontology annotation, molecular function: NAADP-sensitive calcium-release channel activity. Gene Ontology annotation, cellular component: plasma membrane; lysosomal membrane. The coding region runs from base 254 to 1936 and encodes 560 amino acids. The transcript has 14 exons. The record is from RefSeq and is a predicted model, not a curated record. NCBI's taxonomy places the organism in Eukaryota, Metazoa, Chordata, Lepidosauria, Squamata, Phrynosomatidae.